Molecule: messenger RNA, 2304 nt
Organism: Penaeus vannamei (Pacific white shrimp)
Lineage: Eukaryota; Metazoa; Arthropoda; Malacostraca; Decapoda; Penaeidae
Source: RefSeq, a predicted model, not a curated record
GAUGAAACGAGGCUUUGCUAUGCACACCCCGGGGUUCUCGAUUUUCAUUUUCCUGUCUUCAGAGGGUCGUCUCUUCUCUCCGUAGCUUGUUGCACUCUGAAUUCGUUUAUUUGAAUUGUUUUGCAUGAGUCACAGGCGCUCGGGGGUUCUCGCCCUCACUUCAUGCGAGUACUGCAACGUUUGUGACAGUCUUUGCAAAGCGACCAGUGGUUGGUCUCCCCGCGCUCCAAGGCUCCGCUGUGAACAUAUGUUUUACUCGUGUCGGCAUAAUGUGUACGGAGAUCAAAUGGGCUGCGAAGACCGAAUCUCUAUCCACAUGAAGGGAGGAAGGUCCUUGAUGACAACACACCCUCAUUUAGUAUCCACAGUGUACCCAGAUCAAGCCACAGCAGCAUCCUGCACGCACAGCUACAGAAAACCGCAUGCUGCAUCCUGUAACUAUCAGGGGAUCACCUGUACACAGUGUGGAAUGGGGGACCCAGGACCUGGUGGAGGCGCAUCGGGCGAGGUGGUCGGCGGACGUACGCGGAAAAGAAUCCUCGACCCACUGGAGUUCCAUGAGGAUGCUUCAUACAACAUGAGUGAAGCCCUGCUGGCACUACCUGCUGUGCCUAUCUUCAAGCAGGAGGCUUUGUCACCGUCUGGCCAGGAUAAGCAUAAUACAUCAUCUAACCCAGCAACAUUUGAUGAAUCUUCACAGAGCAAUACAACAGAUAGACUGUUCAGGCUCUUGAGCUCCGACAAUUUGACAGAUUGUCCUUCGCCAUCCAUCCAUCAGCUUCUGCAGCAACACAUAACCCCUGGCAUUUCGCAGGGAAACACCUCUCAUGUGACAUCUCAUGGUGCAUCAUCAUCCGCAUGCCUCCCAACUUGCCAUCACUCACAGCAAUCAACCGUCCAGAAUAACACUACAGAUUCUAGCCAGGAAUCUGUUACUCUCUCCAAUCAUGGAAUGUCAUAUGAAGAUAAUAGAUUUCAAUAUAUUUUGGGUGCUGCAACAUCAGUAGCUACAAAAGUGAAUGAAGAAAGCUUAUCGUACCUGAAUCAAGGCCAGUCUUAUGAAAUCAAAGUAAAGAAGUUAGGUGAUCUCACAAGAUGUAAAGGAAAGUUUUAUCACACCAUAAUACGUGUAUGUUUUCAUGAGCGGCACUUGCAGUACAUGGAGAAAGAACAGCUUGAGAGCUGGAGACACAUGCGACCUGGAGAGAGAAUACUGGAGGUUGAUAUUCCAUUGUCUUAUGGUAUAUGUGACGUUGCACAAGAUCCCAAAUCAUUAAACAUGUGUGAAUUUGAUUGGGAUCCAACGAAAGAAGUAGGAGUGUAUAUAAAGGUCAACUGUAUCAGCACAGAGUUUACUCCCAAAAAGCAUGGUGGAGAAAAGGGGGUUCCAUUUAGAAUUCAGGUGGAGACCUAUUCUAAAACUGACUGUGGACAAGAACAGCUUCAUGUUUGUGCCUGCCAGAUCAAGGUGUUCAAGUUGAAAGGAGCUGAUAGAAAGCAUAAGCAAGACAGAGAGAAGAUAUCAAAAAGACCACACUAUGAGCAAGAGAAGUAUCAACCCUCUUGUGAGUGUACUAUCCUAACAGAGCUGUCUCCAGAGGCUGUCUAUGUACCUGCUGCUGAAUCUUCGGCCUCGACUCCUGCCUCAAAUGCAACUCUAAGAACACAGAGUCCAGCAUCUGUAUUGAAAAAUGAAGCAGGUGGCAUAGAUCAAACAAAAUUAGAAAAUGGUGUUCCAACAGACCAAGAAGAAGACCAAGAAAAUCCGGUAAGGAAGAGAUUUCCAAUUACAAGUGACGUGUCUUUCAAGGGGAAAAUAAAAAACCGCAAAGUAAAUAUGACACCGGAAUUCUUUUUUUUUUUCUGUCGCGUGUCUUGAUACAUAUUUGUUUAUGUGUAUUUAGUGUUGCUGGAUGUGGAUAACAUUAGUAACUUGAGAAUAUCUAGUUCAGCAAGUUUAAUUUUCCAUAAAGGAAUUAAUGAUGACAGCACAUAGGUUGGGCAUGCCACUCCUUGAGAUGAUAAUGGCAUAAAGUAAAGUAUUACCUGAUGAAGAAAAUGCAAUGCUUUCCACAUCAUAUGAUCUUUUUUUGGGGAAACCUAAGAUUGAAAAGUAGUACUUAGUACUUAACUGUAGCUUCUUUUGUUGUUUUGCAUGCAGCUCUGGAAUAGCCCAUAAACAAAAGCUUGUGCUGUCAUAUUCUUUUUUAAAGAAAAACUAAAUAUGCUGCAUAUGUCAGCAGAGCUUGCAAAGUAGCUGUUCAGUUUUCACCAGAAAUGGAAAAUUAGUAACAAAGAUCAAAU